UAGGCGGGUACGUGGCUUGCAGCGGCUUUGCACCGAGAGGCUGGAACUGCACUGUCUCAGUCAGAGCAUCUCUUGAGCUCACAGUAACGGUGUGCUAGAGAAGUGUUGGAGCCGACAGAAGACAGCAAAUAAUUCCAAGAGGAGAAUAUAUAUUAAUAGUGGCAAUUUACACACAUCUGGAUAAAUUGCAGUUUUCCACACGGAAAAGAAGUGAGACAAAAAACCCAUCUCAGUGAUACUAGAAGGAAGCGAGAAGAAUAUGAUUCUCAAGCAGCAUUUACUCCUUACCCUCUACAGCUUCUGUGGGAUUCUUCUAAAAGUGGCUGUUACAAAAAGCAAAGUGAAAGGCAGCCAAGGGAGCUUUCCCAUUACUCAGAAUGUGACGGUUGCUGAAGGAGGAACGGUAAACCUGACCUGCAGGGUAGAUCACAAUGACAACACCUCCCUCCAGUGGUCAAACCCAGCUCAACAAACUCUUUAUUUCGGUGAUAAAAAAGCCCUGAGGAACAACCGGAUUGAGCUGGUUCGAUUUUCAUGGCACGAGCUGAUCAUCAGCAUCACUGAUGUGACUCUGUCAGAUGAAGGGCAGUACACUUGCUCUGUCUUUACUAUGCCUGUCAAGACAUCCAAGUCUUUCCUCACUGUUCUAGGAGUCCCUGAAAAACCAGAGAUUGCUGGUUUUAUGAAACCUGCCUUGGAGAAAGACACAAUCACACUCACCUGCAAUACCUCAGGCAGCAAGCCAGCAGCUGACAUCCGAUGGUUCAAGAAUGACAAAGAGAUUAAAGGUGUAAAGGAAGUGAAUGCCAGUGGAAAGACUUUCACGGUAAAAAGUACCCUGGAGCUAAAAGUGGACCGGAAGGAUGAUGGAGUCACAAUCACCUGCAGAGUUGACCAUGAAUCUCUUAGCUCAGCACCACAGCUUGCUACACAGGUUCUUAAAGUUCAUUAUGCUCCUAUUGUGAAGAUCAUCCCACCCCCUGAAUUGCCACAAGAAGGACACUAUUUAACAUUGGUCUGUGACUUCAAUGGGAAUCCCAUUCCUGAACCAGUUAUAUGGACAAAGGAUGGUGGGGAAUUACCGGAUCCUGACAGAAUGACUGUCAAUGGGAGGGAGCUGACAAUUGCUUUUCUAAACAAGACUGACAAUGGGACUUACAGGUGUGAAGUCAGCAACAGCAUUGGGCAGGACAAUGCAGAAUACGUACUGUUUGUGUAUGAUUUUCCCACAACUUUGUCUCCAUCCACAACCACACCUCCCCAAACCACAACAACAACCACAACCACAGUAUCGAUAGAAACCUGUGCAGCCACAUCUGCAGCAACUCCCAGCACCACAGCCAUGACAACAUCUAAAGAAUUGCCAGUCCCUGAAAAAGAUCCCAGUGCCCUGGCUGAUCAGACUGCAACUGACCAUGCAGUUAUCGGUGGAGUAGUAGCUGUUGUUGUCUUCAUCACCCUGUGUUUAAUAAUUGUACUUGGUCGAUACCUUGCAAGACAUAAAGGAACAUAUUUAACAAAUGAAGCAAAAGGUGCUGAAGAUGCCCCAGAUGCAGACACAGCCAUCAUCAAUGCAGAAGGCAACCAAGCCAAUGCAGAUGAAAAAAAAGAGUAUUUUAUUUAGAUAUGGCUCCAUUUAUGCUUACUGGAGUUGCUUCUAGUGAAAACCGGCAAUUAACAAUGCCCAUACUUAUAUAAUUACUUAUUGUGCCCUGGUACAUUUUUAAAAAAUCCUGCACACCACCGUUAAUAGCCGUUUUUUACAAGCAACCAGCUGCUAAACACAUCACCUUUUUUUAUUUAAAUAUUUUCUGUUUAACAAGAGCCUCUGAGUGAGAUAUAGUCAAUUUGCUUACAGAGUGCCUAAAUAUACAGACAUAUGUUUAACUUUGAUGGGUUAAUUUAUGUUUUAAAUGUAGAUUUUUUUUUCAGGGAGCAAUGUGUGAUGUUAUAAACGGCAUAUUUAAUCCUGACAGAUUGUAGAUUUGUGACAGACUUCACAUUCAUCCGUCACUUACAAAUGAGUUAAAAAAAAAAAAAAAAAACAUUCCUACUGAACCUUGUACAUAUUUUAGAAAUGAAAAAAAAAAAAGUUUGGACACUUAAGAGAUGAAGGUCCUUGUGUGUCUUUUUCUUGUCAACAAACCGGUUAAAAAAAGCCAUGAAACAGACAUGGGCCAUUUUAUUUGCAGAGGUACAAAUAUAUGAGAACAAAGUAAAAUAUGUGCUUUGUAAGGUAAGAUAGUAAUAGUUCAAAGAUUGUUAGGAUUAGUAGACAAGCAUUUUUGCUUAAGAUUUUUGACUUGUCAUCUGAUCAGCAUUUGAAACCAGUUAACUGUAUUAUAGUUUAUAUGAUAGCAUGUUACACUAAAGAUCCAAGUAGUGUUUAUCAAUUUAAGCCAACACAAAACCACGUGUUAAAGUAGAUGUGACUAUCUGAACACCAAAAAGCACAAUCUACAAAACCGUCUAUGUUGAUUUGAAUUGCAUCUUAAUAACUAUUUACUUUGUAUGUCUGUAUAUUCCAGCACUGUUUAGUUAUAGGUUUUUCUUGUCUUAAUUUGAUAAAAACUGGAAGCACAAAAUUAUAAGGAGAAACAGUAUUAAGCUACCAGCCUGUAUACUGCCUCAGGAUUAGGCUGUGAAAUGAGAUUGUUUUAAAUUUGCUGUCCUGUUACAGGCCAGUUAAUAAAUACUGCUGUACAUCGAGAUUUGAUUAGCAAAAUGUUCCAUAUCCACCUGGAAAAAAAUAUUUGAUCAAAAAAUUUGAAAAACAAAUUUUUUCUUUAUAUAAUGAGUAAGCUCCCUUGUUAAUACAGCUGUAUAUUAUGUCUGCUAAAUGUGGUUAAUAGUGAAAAUUGAUGUUAGACUUUGAAUCUCUCAUACCCUAAAUUUGUAUAUUAGCCAAUUUAUCUAUUGAAAAUAAUCUAUACAUAUUUUCAAUUUAUCUACCAUUUGUCAUUGCUCAUAUUUUAAAAUGCAUUUUUUUUUCCGAAGGCAUGUACAUACUGUGUAAGUACUAAAACUUAGUAAUCCAGAGUCGUUGUUGUUUUGUUUUUGUUUAUUUCAGCUGUUCUGCAAACGCAUUCAAGUUUUAAGCUCUUGCUUUUUUGAGGGAGGGUAUUACCAUAAAGCGCAUUAAUAUCCCCUGGUCAUGCUUGUAAAUGCUGCUGCAUUAGAUCAGGUGAUAAUUAUUAAACCCUGGUCUAGCAGCAUGAUUGGGAUCAGUUCCAAAUAUUGGGUGAAACAGAAAUGACGUUCUAAAAAUUCCAACGUUGCCAAUAAAAGCUAGCUCCAACUGUCAACACAGAACCUGAGUGCCAUGAAGGCAUUGUCAUACAAGCAACUUUUGUUUACGUCGACAAGAGGGAGACUUGUUUUCGGCGUGUUGCCUUUUGUGACUAUGUUGGUCAACAUGCUGUCAACAACCUGAUAACAGCCAGCAACCUGUUGCCCAGUUUAGGACACUGUUCUAUUUUGCUGACAACACACUCAAUACAAGCCAAUCAUAUUUGAUGUUAAUGUCACAUGGUAAAUUUGCUUUUAUAUUUUUUUAUAUUCAGAACUCAGUGUCAGUAACUCCCAUUAUUCUGAAUAUGAAAGCAUAAUUUGAUGUGAUGAGUAGGCUAGGCUAUUUGAAAUGAAGAUGCAAUUACGCUUCUAGCUCACCAUUAGAAUGAAACACCUGUCUUGUGAUUAAUCCUGGUAAAUAAAGCAACUUAAUAAAUAAUGGUACAUGUUUAAGUCAAUGCGACAAAUACUGUAGCUGAUUCUAUAGUAUUUGGUUUUGGUUUUUCUAUAUUUGAAUUUAUACAAGAAAAAAAUAGUUGUUUUUUUCCUUAGUUUAUAACACAUUCAUGUUUAACCCUUCGUCAACUGUGAAAAUUCUACCCUUUUGAGGUCUGACUGACCACAAAAGGGUAAACAGUGCUAUGCCUUUGUAAAAUGCUAAAAGUAUGAAGAUUAUUAAGAAAACAGUGUUUAUACUCGAAGGUGAAGUAUACACUACGAUUACUUUGUUUUGAAUGAAAAUGUUAUUUUCUUUUAUAAAAUAAGUCCCCAUAAGUGUAAUUUAGUGAUCUCCAACCUAAAAUACUGUAAAAUUACCAGUGGUAGCCACAACCCUCAGGAACUAGGAUCAGAUUUAGAUUUUACACCAAAUUGUUUGACGGGUGUGCAGGCUUGUCUACUUCAGAUUAUUUACUAGAAUCAGUGUGAAGAACAUCUUCUGUAAAAAAUAUUUUUUUUCUAAGCUUUCUUGGUUAUGUAAUGCAGUUUAGUAUGCUCUCCGGUAAUGCCUGCGUUCUGAAGCCAAGGUAUACUGUAAUCAAAAGCUUAGAUAGUGAAAUGCUGCACUGCAUAUAAAUAAGUAUGUCUAUUGGCUUGGGGGUUUAGUGAAAUGCCUUUUGAUUGGCGAGUCAUCUCUGAAGUUUCUCCCGUGAAUAUUUCACUACAGUCAAUAUUUAGUUAAUUUCUUUUUGGGUUAAUGAAAAUUUUGGACAAUCUAGUAUGAUUUCUGGUAAGCUUUCUACUGGUGAUCGCCGAAAUUUACUUUAGUUUUGAAACUUGCUGUAUUGGCUACAAUUUAAUAAAACCAUCACUGAUUGGUUGUUGAAGCCUUUAGAGAAGUAUGUCACUUGGUUGUUUAACCCUUUGCAGUCCAUUUAUUAAGUGCGCGUCAGGUCCAAUUUAUUUCCACACGCGCAGUUAAUUUUAGACGCGCUGUUUAAAAGUAUUUUUUUUCCACAGUCAAACGGGUUUAAAAGGCCCUGCAUAUCAACAAAGCACUCACUAGGCAUCUCCAGCCCCGCCCCACCCUUUCGUUCGCUAUAGCUUUCACAUAUGCUAAGAAAUAAAUAAUAAUAAUAAUAAUAGUUGUACAUACCGAUCAAUCAUCUCCUGAUCACUCGUUUUAUCACCACACUCCUCAAUAAUGCAAUCCAAGUCAUUAUUUUAUUACUAUAACAUCUCAAAAAAGCUCUGCAAAUGUCCGUGAUAGUCUCUGUGCGCUGAUACAGUAACAGCCAGCUUGUUUCCUUAUGACCGCCCCUAUGUGAUGCCAGGGGCAAGUAUGACUAUUCAUGAGAGACGCCUUUUUUUAAUUUUUUUAAAUUUUUUUAAAUUUUAUCGGCUUGUCUCGGCUCCUGUCGCUCCCACUCGGCCAUUGAAUGGUUUUCACAGCUUUUUUCCGGAGAAAAAACGACUAGAAACCCGAUUUUUGUGUUUUUUUGAUGAUGUCGGCCAGGGUCCGACAAUGGACCGGAUAGGAAUAAUUGCAAUGUCGGACCAGGUCUGACAUAGGACCGCAAAGGGUUAAAAAGCCUUACAGUGGGUGUCUAACAUUUUCUUCAUCUAAUAUCGUUAGUAUUAAAUCAUCAGCAGCGGCUUUUCUUCACUUUAAGUUUUAUUCACGUCACAUAUAACAUGAAUAUUGAUUGGUUCACAUUGCCAGAAUGCUGGCACCUUGUUGACAGCAGGACAGUUACAAGGCAACAAACGUCGGUCUUGUGGCCAUCAACAAAGCUGCUUGUGUGCCCAGGCCUUUAGGCAUGGAAAGCUGUUAUGAGGAAUUGUAAUCUGAACAGCACUUUCCUCUCUUUACUUCUUGAGCUUUAAAGUUCCUAACAAUAGAACUACAUUUUUGCCAAAAACACAGAAAAAUGAUGUUGUCUUGGUAUGAUUUAAAAACAAACACUGCAUAACCUUCCCUACAUAAACAUGAUUGUAUGCUUUUUUCAAAUUGUACUUAUCAAUAAUAUCUGGAAGUAAGAAAAAAGGUACAAAUACAUUUACAUUCAUGGGAUAUCAAACAAACAUAGACGUAAUAAAUUGGGACCAUUUUCAUUGGCACUAAAACAGGACAAUUGAGACAUGUUUGUUUAGAUUACUCUUCUUUACAACAGUUACAUUGUCAAUGAAUAUUUAUCAAAAUCUAUCAAGCUGCUUAAAAAAAAAACAAUCACGAUGAUUGCCUCUGUGUUUGCAAUAAACAAUAGUCAUGGCACGUUGAAUAGUUGGCUCUGAAAUGCAAAAAAAAACGUUCACCCCAAAAGUUAUUUCAAAGCAGUAAAAACAUUU
Messenger RNA from Acipenser ruthenus (sterlet), 6078 nucleotides. RefSeq names its product cell adhesion molecule 2-like. NCBI's taxonomy places the organism in Eukaryota, Metazoa, Chordata, Actinopteri, Acipenseriformes, Acipenseridae. The transcript is spliced from 12 exons. The record is from RefSeq and is a predicted model, not a curated record. Bases 260 to 1624 code for a protein of 454 amino acids.